Molecule: messenger RNA, 4205 nt
Organism: Paramuricea clavata
Lineage: Eukaryota; Metazoa; Cnidaria; Anthozoa; Malacalcyonacea; Plexauridae
Source: the annotation of a GenBank genome assembly
AUGACUGACGCACCAUCAAGCAGCAGCACAACUCCCAAUAAUGCCACAACACACAGAAACCUCACAAUAAAACCAUUUAUCAUGCAGACAGACAGCAACGAUACAGCGGAAAAUUGGCAAAAAUAUAAGGAGGAAAUUGAGAGACAGUUUAGGUUCUUCGGUAUUAACGACCCUGAAACGAAAAAGGACGGACUACUGAUUUACGGUGGACAAGAUUUAAUCGAUAUUGGCGACGCGCUUCCCGAUCUGAACGGUACACUAGACGGGGACGCGUAUAAAUUGCUUAUCCGCAAAAUAGACAAUCAUUUUAUUCCUAAGAAAAACAAGACGCCUACUCAGGCAUUCACACUGACCUGAAAAUGAUGACAUGCGCGCUAUGGUGCAAUCUCGUUCCCUGAGCCUGCGGUCCUUGGGAAGGAAACGAAGGCUCUGGGAUAAUCCGUUUCAGGGAGGAAUCGGAUUGGCCGUUGAUAUGGAAUGUGCUUGCAGUUCAAUCUUAGACAGAAUUCCUGGCUUUCGGCAACGGAUUAUCCCAGAGCCUUCGUUUCCUUCCCGAGGAUCGCAGGCUCGGGGAACGAGAUUGGCUAUGGUGUAAUAGACAAGGCCACAAGGGAAUGGGAAGCAAGAGAGUUCGUAUAGAACAGUUUCAGCGGUAGAUACAAAAAAAAUACUAGCAUUCAACUACAUUCAGCUAACAGUACUAACUUUUUUCCAAAUUUACUAACAUUCAGCUAACAUUCAGCUAAUAUUACUAACUUGUAGAUAACAGUCUAACAUUCCUCUAACAUUAAAAUUUCAGCCGUCAAACGGAACCACACAAAAAGCUUCUGUAGCUAACAUUUCUCUAACAUUAAAAUUUCAGCCGUGAAACGGAUGCACACAAAAAGCUGUAAUUGUGUAGAUUAAAAAUUCAGUUGUGAAACGGAUGCACACAUAAAGAUUCUGUAGGCGUGUUAAUAUGUUAUUUUUAUUAUUUUUUUAUUAUUUAAUAUAUUCGCCCAAAUCAGUUUAUAAAAUUAACAAUUUAAAUAGAAAAUAUUUACAAUAGUAGGCCGGCUAGGAACCUUCUAGAAACCAUAAGGCUUUUGUUUAAGGUCCCUAGUUACAAUUCAAAUAAUGAUUAUUAAAAGUUAAUACCAGUCCAAUUGUUUUCAAAGGAAUUACGGUAAUAUAUUUACAAUAAGGAAAGUGCAUGCGUAAAAGAUAUAUCAGACUAUAACAACUAUUUGGCUUUUCACUUUGUGCCAAGAAUUCUACUUAUUUAAAUUUGACAGAAGAAAAUAUACUUUCAUUGUAGAUUUAAAUAUUGGAAGAGAUCUAAUUUGCUUAUAUUGCGUCGGAAGACUAUUCCACACAUCGAUGCCGUUAAUACCGAGCUGUGUUUUUUAUAAUUUGUUCUAGUACAACUUUUGUGGAGCAAUGAUGCGUUUCUUGUGUUAUAAUUAUGGAUUUCUUUGUUAGUUAAAAAAUAUUUAUCAAAAAUUUGUGGAAGAUUUUGUAGAUGAAAAUAUCGGAACAUAAAUAGACUUGUUAAGAAAUCAUUCAAUUUAUACAAGUUUAGUAUUUUAAAGGACAUUGGCAACCAAAAUUUUUAUUACUUAUAUCUAUUAGGUAUACUAACGGAAUAUUUAAUUUCAUAUUUUGGCCGGUUUGUCGCGUUUAGUUGCUGAGAAAAUUUGAUUGAAUUUCAGAAAAUUUGAACAGUUUUCCGCCAUUUUGAAAAUAAGCGCGUAUGCUAGUUUAUGCCACAAAAUACAUUAUCUGACGUCAUUGGCUGGGUAAACACAAUCUCAUGACUAUAAACAAUACCGUGUAUUACCACGCGUAGUGCAUUUUGAGGCAAAACAAAAGGCAGAAAAGUUUUACCAAGUAUGUAACUUGUUUGUAACACUAUUUCUCAUGUAUAUAUCCGAGAAAAAAGCGCAGAAAUUCGAGUGUAAAACGGCAAAUACUAAUGCAAUAUUUUAUGAUUAAUUAUCUGCAUUGUAAAUUGCGCCAUUUCUUGCUUUCCCAGUCGCUCGAUAUGUUUUUAUCUGAUAGUGUAGACUUCUCUUGUUUGAUUGCGAAGAGUGUUGGCCAGUAUAACGCUCAAAACGACAUAGUUUUAGCUAACAUAACACGCACGCAAUAGAAUUCUCUCUUGUAGUUUUGGUGCUACCCACCCAAUGACGUCACAAAGUUCAUUGACCUUCGAGAUAAUUUUUCAAAAAUAUUUUCCAAGAUGGCGGCGAAACUGACCGAAACACAAAGUUUGCAUGCAUUUUACUCGUAGACUAAAAUGUUCAAGAAGGAAAUGAUAAUAUUUUCAUAGUUCGGUUGUCAAGUAGGAUUGAAAUAGCCAAUAAAAAUUUUCGUUGCCAAUGUCCUUUAAGGUCAUUAAAAAUUGGUCCAGUAUGGUCAAAAUAGGAUUUGAAGGUCAUUAAUCUUACUAUCUUUUUCUGGAUAUUUACUUGCCCUUCUUUAUAUUGUAUUGUGAACUAAAUGAUAUUGUAUUAAUAGGCAAAUGAGAACCAUACAAUAAAUCAAAAUAAACUGUCGAACCUUUAACUUGUCCUUGCUUAUAUUCCACUAUAUUGUACAAAUUCGCGUCGGGUCCAAAUUUUGGGGUUUUCGAGUCGUUUAAUACAACAUAUUGAUUGUAUAAAUCCGGCGGGUCGGUCAAAUUUUGGAAGCCAAAUUUUAGAGUCAUUUAAUACAAAAAGAAAAACAUUAAUUCAACACGCAAGAAAGUCCAGAGUGCGACAAAAAAUGAACACAACUACACCACGGAUGUUUAUGACUCUACGACGUAUAUUUAUAGACAGUUGUUUAUUAGUUAAAAAGUCAAACUGUCAAACCUUUAUAACUUGUCCUUUGUAAAAUUCGCUGGGUCCAAAUUUUGGGGUUUUCAAGUCGUUACACGAAGAAAAACAUAUUAAUUCAACACGCAAGAAACGUAAAAUCCAUAAGAAACCGGCACAACUCUUUGAAAAUUCAACGAAACUGUGUGAAAUAUAAUAUUCCGAUCACUCAGCCAAAAGGCGCCAUUUUGAAACUGGACUGAAUAUGUCACCAUUGGAGUUCGGAAUUGUGCGCGUCGUAUAAGUCCAUAUAAGUCUAUGCACCACAAGCAUGGCAUAAGCCGGCUAGUACGUAGAUAAACACAAACUUCUUACUAUUAUACAUGAAUCGUGGAGUCAAAGAAUCGAUGGCAUUUUGGAUUAAUCGUUGCACCCUGAGCCUGCGAUGCGCGAACGCAAACUCGAUUUCUCGACGACGAAACAAACAGAAGAAAACAGAAAACUAGGGAUUUAAGACACUUGACCUUUCAGGUCAGUGUAACAAGGACUUUGCUCGAUUUCAACUCAGCGAAUUGAAACAACAAAGCUCCGAAAGACUUGCUGAAUAUUACGCCAAGAUACGAAACAUUGCAGAAAUGUGAAUACGCAGAUCAUGAAGACGAUGCUAUACGGACUAUACGUGAUCAUUUGAUACGAACAAUGCUCAAUCACAAAAUUCGAAACAAAGCUGUACGCGAAAACUGGGCAUUCGAUAGAAUCCUAACAGAGACAACUAACGACGAGCAAACUACAGAGCAAGCUGACGCUAUUAACAAGAAAAUCAACGAAGAAACCGCACACGAAAGAAUAAAGAAACUGGCUUUAAGAAAACCUACACGACACUCAACUACAGAUGACGCAUGUGGACGCUGCGGGAAUUCAAAGAAACACACCACUUGCCCUGCUAUUGGUGUUUCGUGUGAUACCUUUGGAAAGAAAAACCACUACGCGCGAGUUUGUUUUGGAAAAACUAAACACAAUAUAGAUAAUCGUAACCAGAUACAACGCCUUGGUAGUAAUAGAUAUCGUUCAGAUUCGAAGAACAUUCGAGAUAAACGAGAUUAUCGCGGUGAUGACAAGCGCGAGAUGAGCCAAACCAGACGCACAAGAGACGUUGGUGAUAACUGUAGUGACGACAGCUCAAGUGACGACGAACGGUUCAUGAAUCACUUCAAAACACACCACACAAGCCAAGAUAACGCUGACAAAUGGAAAACAUGCACAAUCCAAAUAAACGGAAUAAAUAUCGUAGCUGAACCGGACAGUGGAUCGGAUACGAACAUUAUGGACGAAAGCCAAUUCGCGCACCUUCGAGAACAAGCACCGGAACGAAGAUUAAAAAUACGAAGAUCAUACUUAAAGCUCUUAAAGAGGAAUUACCGGUAA